AUGGCGGACGAGGAGUUAACUGAUAUCAUGGUAGACAUGGAGUUUGGAGAACUGGUGAAAGACUGGAUAGAAGAUUGGUUAGAUGAUGAAAAUUCAGAUCGUGAAGAUCGGUUAGAGAAUGGGAACGAAUGGGACGAUCUUAAUUUCAUUUCCGAAUGUCAUAAUGCGUACGACUAUUACGGUGAAUCCGACGCGGAGACAGGCCUUAACGACGAAUCAUUAGAUGCACCUGAUUUUGGGGAGUCCCGGUCGUCGGUCAUCAUGAGUGAGGUGACACAAGAUGAUGGGGCAAAGAAUGUCCAAGAUACUGCCAGUGCAGAUGAUAAGAGGGAUAUGUUCAUGCAGAUAAUGGAAAUGACCUUUACGUCUCACGAUGUUGUGUAUGAUUUCUACAACAGCUAUGCUAGAGAUAAUGGUUUCAGCAUUAGAAAGAAUAAGGUCAGACAAGGGAAACGUGAUAGCAAGUGGCUAACCGAGGAAGGACACAGCCGUAGGCUCAGAGCCGAGACACGCUACUUUUGCGAAGCGCACCUGACCGUCAAGCUUGACCAAAAGCGUGGGGUUUGGUAUGUUGAAAGUUUUGAGGACAAGCAUAGCCAUAUGUUGGCAGGACCGGACGAGGUACCUUUUCUUUGGUCCCACAGAAAAAUUAAAGAGUACCAGAAGCAUGAGAUAAUGUGCAUGGGAGCUGCAGGGAUUAGAAUUCACGACAUGAUGGAUUGCUUCAUCAGCAAACAUGUAUGGUACGGCGGUGUUGGUUUUACCAGGCGUGAAAUAUACAACCUUUGCGCCAAGGAGAAGAGGAAGCUGCUUUCAAAAGGUGAUGCUGCCACAGCCAUAGGCAUCAUGUCUCGUCAUGACUAUGAGGACUUCGGCGACGUGCUUGUAUUUGACAACACGUACAAGAUGAACCACUAUGGUAUGCCAUUCAUACCUUUUGUUGGUCUUAACAAUCACCGGAAGACCACUGUUUUUGGUUGUGCCAUAGUUUCGGACGAGACCGAGGAGACAUACGUGUGGCUUCUGCAGACUCUUUUGAGGUCCAUGUGUCAAAAGAUGCCUAAGAGUGUUAUCACAGACGCCGACGCUGCGAUGAUCAAGUUACAGGAGAGUUUGAAGGCUGUGAUUGCUAAGAGUCAUGAGUAUGAUCUGCUACAGGAAAAUUUGUUGAAGCAAACAAAUGACAUCAGUAAGUGUGCAGUUGAAUAUGUGGACGAUGGUGAAGGCAACAUGAUUGCGGUUAAAGAUCCUAUGGAAGUGUCAAGCAAAGGUGCAACAAAGGUAGAUGAGAGCCGCCCUGUCUUGAAAAAUGGUAGACCACUCUCUUUUGAUGAGUUGAAAACCCGGUGCGGCGCUUGCAAAUUGGUAGGACACACUAGACGUAGCAAGAAAUGCAAACUAAAUCAGAAAAAAGUGGAGAAGGAAGAAGAGUAG
Aegilops tauschii subsp. strangulata is the source of this 1434-nucleotide messenger RNA. The record is from RefSeq and is a predicted model, not a curated record. NCBI's taxonomy places the organism in Eukaryota, Viridiplantae, Streptophyta, Magnoliopsida, Poales, Poaceae.